Messenger RNA from Pediculus humanus corporis (human body louse), 606 nucleotides. RefSeq names its product Thyrotroph embryonic factor, putative. Gene Ontology annotation, molecular function: DNA-binding transcription factor activity, RNA polymerase II-specific; RNA polymerase II cis-regulatory region sequence-specific DNA binding. The record is from RefSeq and is a predicted model, not a curated record. Lineage: Eukaryota; Metazoa; Arthropoda; Insecta; Psocodea; Pediculidae. Gene Ontology annotation, biological process: regulation of transcription by RNA polymerase II. Gene Ontology annotation, cellular component: nucleus. Bases 1 to 606 code for a protein of 201 amino acids. The transcript has 5 exons.
AUGGCCGCCGAAAUAAUCGUUGAUGUAGGAUCAUCAAGUUCGAAUUUAGUACAAGUUUAUCAUCAUUAUUCGUGUAGAUCGUCAUCGUCGCCGUCAUCGCCGUCAUCGCCAUCGCCAUCUUUCGGGAGUAUCGCACCGGAAAUAAUACCACAAACGAAUAAUUUUACAUUUUCACCGAUUUCGAUCGGUCAUUUUAAUCCUUAUAAUUACUACCCGAUACCUGCCGUAUCACCGCCAUCUUUAAACGAUUACAAAACGAGACAACAACAAUCUUUUUUAAAUCCUUCGUCUAUUUACGGUAGAAGGCCGAGAGGUGAAAAAAAACCGAUACCCGAUGAUCAAAAAGAUGACAGGUAUUACGAAAGGAGAAAAAGAAAUAAUCAAGCGGCUAAAAAAUCAAGAGAUGCAAGAAAAUUUAGAGAAGAUCAGAUAGCAUUAAGGGCGACAUUAUUAGAACACGAAAAUGCCGUUUUACGUGCACAAAUACUCACGCUGAGAGAAGAAACGCGAAAUUUACGUGAAAAAAUUAUUUAUAAUAAAUGUGUUAGAACUGAACACGUGAUUGUUGUCGUCUGCUCUUCAACAUUUAAAAACAUCGUCUGCUAA